Molecule: messenger RNA, 749 nt
Organism: Diospyros lotus (date-plum)
Lineage: Eukaryota; Viridiplantae; Streptophyta; Magnoliopsida; Ericales; Ebenaceae
Exons: 1
Coding region: 95-388 (97 amino acids)
Source: RefSeq, a predicted model, not a curated record
GACAUGGGAAGCUAAGGAGGCAAGGCCAUCUUUUCGACCGAGUGGAACUCUAAACAAGGGGCCGCCAACCAUCUUAACAAGGUUUCGAGUGGCAAUGGCAAGGAUAUCAGAGCAAGAGACAACCCUAGGGCACGCAAGCUCAAGGGCAAUCUUGGCACGAGUUAUUAGGUCAAAGGCAUCACCAGGGAGGUUCUCGUUAAUGUCGGAGCCCAUCUCGACCUUGUUGAAGGCAUUGGGGGAGAUGAGGACGGAGGCGUCACAACCAUCAACCAUGCAAUCGUGGAAGAAGGUGCGAAGGAUGGCGGCCGCAGUGGUGGGGUUAGAGAUUUGCUUUGUGGUCACCGUCUCUUGCAUGAUCUGGUCAAAUCUCGGACAUGAUUGGGCAUAGUAAUCCUCUCUCAAGUGAGUCUUGCCAUGGGAAAUGGCAAAAAGAGAUAAGAGAACUAGGAAGAAGAAAGGGAAAGCCAUGUCCAAGACUUGCUUCCUCACUUUUCGGUGAGGAGAAGAAGAGAAAGAAAAUGAGAGAGAGAGGAGCCCAAUAUUGUUUGUUCCCUUAUUUCUCUUGUUUGGAUAUCAAGAAAGUAAAAAAGAAGAAUGAAGAGAAAAUCAAGGGUUGAAAAUCAAAGAAUGGUCAUGUGAGGGAGAGGGAUUAUAGGAAAAAAGGUGAUAUAUUUAGAAAGAGAUUUAUUGUGUGUUCAAAUUAUGAAUCAUGCAUGCAUGCAAUAAUAGUUUUACAUUGGCCUCUCUUU